AUGGACUGGAGGCUGGCGCUCUUGUGGACUUCGAUGGCCUGCGCCUUCGCUCGUGCGGGCGCCAUCGAAGACAAGUGCGGAGCGUGCCGAGUCGUGGCGGGUGAGCUGCAAGCCCGGAUGGAUGAGGAGGGCCCCCGAAAUUCUGUGGAUCUGAGGCACAGGCUGGACUCGGACGGGAACAGAUAUGGAAAGGUGAUAGAGUACAGGUUCAGCGAGCUCAGGAUGGUGGAGUUGCUGGAAGACUUGUGCGGAAGAAUGAAUUUGUACACUUGGGGCUAUGCCAAUAUCAAUGAAGGGGGCACUCUUCGACAGGGUUGGGCAUUGAAGGAGCAGGCGCAGGCCAUCUCGUUUGGCAUGUCCGAUGCUGAGGGUGCAGUGAAACAAAAGGAGCUGCUGUCCUACUGUGGGAGGCUCAUCGAGGAGCAUGAAGACGAUUUGGUCGAGGCCAUUCGCACAGAGUCGUUUGAUGAGGACACAGGUUUGAAAGACCUACUUUGUGUCAAGCUCGCCGGUGCGUGUGAGACAAGAUCAAAGGAAGCGCCACCUGCACCAGACGAGUUGUAG
Molecule: messenger RNA, 564 nt
Organism: Ostreobium quekettii
Lineage: Eukaryota; Viridiplantae; Chlorophyta; Ulvophyceae; Bryopsidales; Ostreobiaceae
Source: the annotation of a GenBank genome assembly